Messenger RNA from Planococcus citri (citrus mealybug), 1184 nucleotides. Its product is annotated as GILT-like protein 1. The record is from RefSeq and is a predicted model, not a curated record. The coding region runs from base 123 to 758 and encodes 211 amino acids. Lineage: Eukaryota; Metazoa; Arthropoda; Insecta; Hemiptera; Pseudococcidae. The transcript has 5 exons. Gene Ontology annotation, molecular function: oxidoreductase activity, acting on a sulfur group of donors, disulfide as acceptor.
UCGUCGUAAUAAUAAUCAGUAACGGUUAUGAAUUAGACAGUUGCGCCGGUGCUAAGAAGUUAUUUAAGGUAAAAAGAAAAAAAAACGUAUUAAUUUUUUCCUCCUUUUCAAUACUCUUAAUAAUGAUUUCAUACAUUUUUUAUAUCGUGUUAACAUCGUUCGCAUUAGCACAAGGAAAUAAUCCAACAGAGAAAAUAAACAUCACCGUGUAUUACGAGGUGUUAUGUUACCACAGCGUGAAGCUCGUUCAAACGCAACUAUAUUCAACAUGGACCGAGUUACGAGAUUACAUCAAUGUGGAAUUCGUACCUUUUGGCAAAGCUGCGAUUGAAAAAUUACCAAAUGGAACUUGGAAAGCUGACUGUCAACAUGGUCAGUAUGAAUGCUACGGUAAUAUAAUUCAAGCUUGCGCUUUAGAUGAAUUCAAAAAUGACUCGAAUAAAGCUGUAGAAUUCGUUCAUUGUUCGGUUAGUUACAAUUCAAAGUACCCUUUUAACACGACAUCGACGUGUUUCGAACGAAUUAAAAAUGAUACAGAAAGUAUUGAAAGAUUUAACCAAUGCAAGACAACAGAUAAAGGUUACGAAUUGUUGGCCAAAUAUGGUGAUAUGACUCCAAGUAUAAGCUACGUUCCCACUAUGUAUUUCAACGGAGUAUACGAUGUAAAUUUCGACGACAAAGCUCGAAAGAAUUUAACGCAGGCUGUUUGCGAGUUGAUAAAAUCUGCGAAACCUUCGGCUUGUGUAAAGUUGGAAUGAAACCGUUAUUUUAAUCGUGAUAGUAAACUGAUUAUUAUAUAGUAGCGUAAUUCCGUAUAUAUAUUUUAUAUGUACUAUAUAGCUUUAAAUAAAGUAAAAAAAAAUAACAACAACAACAGCAAAAAUGUACGCGUGAAAUAAUUAAAAAUCUUGCGCUAUGUACGAAAAAGAAGAGAGAAAAAACUUCACAAGGAACCCAUAGAGAUAAUUAUAUUUUAUUAGUAGCCUAUUUAGUUAGGUUCUCGUUCGCAUACGCUUUAUAUAAAGAUAAAUUAAAUGUACGUAGGUAGGUAUACUGUGAACGGUGAACAGUGAACAUCAACAAACCGGAAACAGUUCUAAAUGGCAAUGUACUCGUAAAUUUUAUUUAAAAUUUGGAUUGUGUAAGUAUUGAAAAAAAAAUGCGGCAAUAAAUUUUAAAAUUUG